CUGCUUUGCUGGCCAGUCGCCAUUCUCGCACCGCCGCCGUCCCCAACGCCAAAUCCCUCGCCUCGCCGCCGCCGCCCUCAGCGCCGCCUCGCCGCCGACCACUUCCCAGAGCCGCCUCGCCGCAGAUCACUGCCCUGCGCCGCCUCGCCGUCGACCACUCCCUGCGCCUGCCGAAACCCCUCCCCCGUGCGGCCGUUCCCCCAAGCCGCCUCUCCCUCCGCCCUCCCCUGUCGCCGGCUCGACGCUCGGCCAGCGACCCCUGCUGCUCCACAUCGUCAAAGCGCUAGCCCACAAGAUCGCAGGAACCAUGUCGUUCGCCGGCGUAUCCGUCGUCGCCGGCGGUGGCGGCAGGCUGCCGCGGCCGUCCGCGGAGUCGGACACGAUCUACUCCGGCUCCAGCGCGGCCAGCAGAGGCAGCUCCUACUAUCACCUGCUUGUGGUGGAAGGUUACUCCCGCAUCAAGGACCUGCCCAAUGGAGGCACAAUCAUGGGCCGCACUUUCAAAGCUGGAGGCUAUCGAUGGGUUCUGAGGUUCCAUCCCAAUGGUUAUUCCCCGGAGGAUGUCGGUUUCAUCUCUGUUUAUCUCGUGCUUGACCAGGAUGUUGCACGGCCUUUGAAGGUGCAUCUCCAGUUUAGUUUGGUUGAUGAGGUUAGCAAGCAAGAUCAGGCAUUCAUCCGUGCAAUCAAAGCAUGCGACUUCUCUGGCAGUGGCUCUACUUGGGGCCGCAGUUGUUUCAUAAAAGGCGAGGACCUUGAGAAUUCGGAGCAUCUCAAGGAUGAUUGUUUCACCAUCCGGUGCGAUUUCAUCAUCGCCCAAGCUGCUGCUGCUGCUCCCUUGGUAAAGGUGCCGUCAUCUAACAUAAGCGAGCAUCUGAGCCAUCUCUUAAUGACCAAGGUGGGCGCCGAUGUGACGUUCGAGGUCGGCCAUGAGACGUUCGCCGCCCACCGGUGUGUGCUCGCGUCCCGUUCCGCUGUAUUCAUGGCACAGCUCUUUGGCCCCAUGAAGGAGGGGACCACGGCGGCCGCCAUACGAAUACAAGACAUGGAACCGGACAUCUUCAAGGCACUGCUUGGUUUCAUCUACACUGACUUGAUGCCGGAGAUGGAGGCGGAAAGAGAAGCAGAAGUAGAAGAAGGUGGAGCUGAGGAGGUUACAUGGCUGCGUCACUUGCUUGCCGCGGCGGAUAGGUUUGAUCUCCAGAGGCUCAAGUCGAUGUGUGAAGAGAGGUUGCUGGAGCACAUAGAUUUGAGCUCGGUGUCGGCCAUCCUUGCGGUGGCAGCGCAGCUCCAAUGCUGUGGACUCAAGGAGGCGUGCCUGGAGUUCCUCAAAGUUCAGUCAGCUGCAGACUUGGGACAAGUCAUGGCGACCAGCGACUGGGAGCACAUAGGUGCAACCGAUCAUUCCGUUCUGAACCAGCUCAUCGCCAAGCUUGCUUCCAAAGUUUAGUUUGUCUGCUGUAACAGUGUCCUCAUGGGGUUUCUGGUAUGCAUAAGAGGAUCAAACAUAUGUGCGCAUGGCAUGGAUGGUUUAUAGAUUCAGUUAAGCAAACAUCAAUGUUGAUCUAUUGUCAUGCAUUCCUUUCAUGCAGUGUGAAUCUGAGUACAUACUCCGUACCUUGGCUUAAGCAA
Molecule: messenger RNA, 1629 nt
Organism: Aegilops tauschii subsp. strangulata
Lineage: Eukaryota; Viridiplantae; Streptophyta; Magnoliopsida; Poales; Poaceae
Product: BTB/POZ and MATH domain-containing protein 3
Biological process (GO): protein ubiquitination
Molecular function (GO): protein binding
Source: RefSeq, a predicted model, not a curated record